UCAUGCAAUAUUAGAGACAGCCAUUUUUGAGAGGUUCAUGCAUUUGGAUAAACACUAACAGCAGACUAAGGUGACGUUCCUUCCCAUUGAGAGAAUUAUAACGAUAACUAUGAUGACGUGAGGUGUGGAUUUUCCUGUUCAUUAGCGUACGAAAAACAAUAGAAGGUGUUGUAGAUUUCACAGAAUGGCAUAAUUUCGGAUUUUAAGCAUCGCCCUGUGGUUCGCAUUGGUGGAAAGUAAAAGCAGCGAAACUUUUCGCUUUUCGGAUUACAACUGUAAACGUGUUCCGUUCUACACAAUGGACGCCACUAGAGAAUUCUAUGUUGAAUGGACAGGAAGCCCUCUGGUGGAACCUCGGUUUUUUGACUGCAAGGUGACCUUUGACCCAGUGGAACCACUAAGUAGAAUCUGCGUUGACGUGGAAUCGUUUAAUAUACAAGAUUGUAACGUAAAAAUUCAUUAUUACGACCAUACCAAGGCAGUGGAAAAUGCACGGACGUACGGUUGUAACAAAUCUCCUACCAAAUAUUGUCGACGUAACCAGAUUGAUAUAGGACUGUACGCAAAGAGUGCUAAAUCGAUUUCCAAAACAUCGAACUCUUUUCGCCUGAAAGUCUAUGUCGAGUCAGACGCCAAGGACACGAAGAAAGACUAUACCUGGGUGAUCGGACUUGUUGCCGUACUAGUUACCGUGGGAAUUGCCAUGUUUUGCAUCAUCAUCUAUCGACGAAAAAGAUCAACUGGAACUGUGUUUAGAAAUUCUGAAAUCCCCCACACACGUCUGAACAAUACAACAUCAGAUCCCGCACAUCCGGACCCCAACCUUCCACCCUGGUACACUGCGAAUGAUUCGAUAACCACGGAGUACACAGUUACCGUUCCUGUCGUGGUGAACACUGGGAGAUUGUAAUGUAGUGAACAUAGCGCGUUUGCUCAUCGCAUAGAUCUGACUAUGAAUUUCUAUUUCUAAAUGUUUAUUUUACCAUGAUUUAAGUCUCAAUCAUGAAAACAUAGCAGGAAAGCUAGUGGUAUGCAGUUGAGGUAUAGAUUUAUUGUUUAUUUAUAUUUAUGUACAAGUCAUUGGAAAAUCAAAUGAAUACACACAUGCAGACUUUGUAUAAGCUUGUCCUGAUAUUUAUCACUACGCAAUACAUUAUUAUCAAGUACGUUUCCUUUGAAACUACUUUUAACCUUACUUUCAUAGUUCUAUCCUUACAUGUACUCCUCUUGGCAAUAAUUACUCGCUACAAUGCGAUGAACAUGCAGAUUUUAUCUGUAAAUAUGUACAUGUACAAUAUAAAUUAUAUACCUUACAGCAGAAUGGUGAAAUUGUUCUAUACCUAUUCCUGCAUACCAGGAAAAUAUUUCACAAUGCAUUUCAGAAUUGUCACAGGAUGGCUACCAGGCAGUAAAAAACACAAGACCAUUUCCUGUUUAUUUGUGUUUUAUUACGAUUGCAAUGUUCAUCUGAAUCAUGUCUGUCCUUUUCUGUGAUCAAUAAAGGAGUAAAGCAGAA
Molecule: messenger RNA, 1516 nt
Organism: Ostrea edulis (European flat oyster)
Lineage: Eukaryota; Metazoa; Mollusca; Bivalvia; Ostreida; Ostreidae
Exons: 7
Coding region: 299-910 (203 amino acids)
Source: RefSeq, a predicted model, not a curated record